This is a messenger RNA of Closterium sp. NIES-67, 1752 nucleotides long. Lineage: Eukaryota; Viridiplantae; Streptophyta; Zygnematophyceae; Desmidiales; Closteriaceae. The record is from the annotation of a GenBank genome assembly.
GAGGCCUGAAAUUCUUUCCGAGUUGUGUGGUAGCCAGUCUUAGUUGCCUAGGCAGUAUAGACACCAGCUACGGACGUGGUUGAUUUUUGCUGGGAGAUAAGCUUACCGUUGGCGCAUAGUACGAGAGUCUGGUCUUGGAUUGCUCAUUCUUGCAACUCCAUCUCUUCCUGUACUACGCUUCGUUGUCUGGUCGCAGCUCCGCAAUUGCCUGCAUUGCCCAAUGUCGCUUCUCCAGGAGCACUGACGGCAUGACAGCAGGCACGUUCAGAUGAUCCUUGGAUGAGAUGUUCAGAUAAAAAACUCUGAUUAUAAAAAGCUCUGAUUAUAAAAAGCUCUGAUUAUAAAAGCUCUGAUGAUAGCUGCGACAAGUCAGUUGCAAUUCAAGGGCAGAGAGCGAAGAGAUAGCCCAGGAGAUUUAGACCAGGAGUUAUAACCAGGCAUGCCGGACCAGAAGCUUCCUUGAAGCAGCGCUUCUAUCUUAGCUGAUCCUUCCUUCAACCAGUGUUUCUAUCUCGGUUUAGAUCUUUCCGCGAUCGUUCCGCCAAGAUGCCGAAGGAGAGCCCAGCGCCGCACAUCGGCUACAAGCCGGCUCCCCGCGUGCUCCUUCCGAAGCCUCGCGACACCGUCGCCAUCAACCGCCUCGCGAUCCUCCUCAUGUGGUUACCCGUUUUCGCCAUCCUGCUCGUGAUCCUCGGCGGAGCGUCCGAGCGUCUCCCGGUGUGGGACUCCGGCCUGCUGGAUGACGUGGACGAGGCGCUGACGCGGCGAGCGCUGAGUCAGCUGGAUAAGGAUGAUGAGCUGGCAGCUGUCGGGAGGACGCGUGACGUGGCUCCUAAAAUCGCGUUUCUGUUUCUCGUGCGAGGGCCGCUACCACUUGCUCCCGUGUGGGAGAGAUUCUUCAAGGGCCACCAGGGGCGCUACUCCGUGUACGUCCAUGUAUCCACGCCCAAUGUCACUCUCGACGACGUGGUCGAUUCACCCAGCUUCAAGGGCACUCAGGUGCCGGGCGUACGUAUCUCCUGGGGCGGGCCGAAUUUGAUUAGAGCGGAACGGCGGCUUCUGGCUGCUGCCAUCGCGGAUCCGGCUAACCAGCGAUUCGUGCUCGUGUCAGACAAGUGUCUCCCCAUAUUCAACUUCACGUAUGUGUGGGACUACCUCUUUGCCACCAACGUCAGCUUCAUCACAAGCUAUGAGAGUGGGUGGAGGUGGGUCUUCACCAUGGCUCCUGCGAUCAAGAGAUAUCAGUUCAGAAAGGGGUCGCAGUGGUUUGCACUAACUCGCACGCAUGCAGCAAUGAUUGUGAGGGACACCAAGUACUACGACCUGUUUGUAGAGACCUUCUCUGAGAUCCCUGACGAGAGCUACAUCCAAACAGUUCUUGCGAUUAAAGACCCAGAAAAUGUGGACACACGCAGUGUACUGUAUGUGCACUGGGGUGGGGCGAUAUCACGGCACCCGGCUUCGUACACUCCUGAAGAAAUCAAUCCCGACUUUAUCCGGAAAAUUCAGCAAGACUACAUGGUUCCAGCUGAGACCAUAUACACGUUGACACUCUCCGGGAGCCGGCCGUGCACACUUGCGGGCAAACAUACCCAUUGCUUCCUAUUUGCUCGUAAAUUUGAGCUCAACACCAUUCCUGCAUUCUUGAAGUUAGGCGAUGUUGUGGGAUAUUAGCGUAACAUGAGCAAUGUUCCUUCUAUUUGAACGACCAUCUUACUUCCAUAAUCAUUGUAAUUGGAAUGUAUAAGUGGG